UUUUCCAUUUGUCCCCUUUCUGUUUUCCUUAAGAAGAAUGGGAAAAGACUCAAAGCCAAAGGAGUCAGGAAAGGAAAAGGGGAAACAAGAAGCAAGUGGAAGUGAUGAGAAUGCUUCUAAGGGCAAAGGAAAAGGCGCCAAAAGUGCAGAUGGCCUUGGUACCUGCACUUAUGUCAAAGCAAGGCAGAUCUUGUGUGAGAAGCAAGGUAAGAUCAAUGAGGCAUACAAGAAGCUGCAGGAUGGUUGGCUUGAAAAUGGAGAUAAGGUCCCACCAGCAGAGUUUUCAAAGUUCAUUGUGGGACAAAGAAUCUUAUUUUGGCUUGAGUAUCAUAAGCAUGAAUAUUUUCAUUCAGAAUUGCUCCAAGGAUUGGUGCAGAAUUCUUGGAAGGAAGAAAUAGAAAUCUAUUCAUUUAGAAUAAACUACCCCAUAUAUUGUUGA
This is a messenger RNA of Arachis ipaensis, 439 nucleotides long. Lineage: Eukaryota; Viridiplantae; Streptophyta; Magnoliopsida; Fabales; Fabaceae. The record is from RefSeq and is a predicted model, not a curated record.